CAGCGUCGACUGACGUAUUAUCUUGGACACGGCAAACAAAACCUAAAGCAUAUAGCAUUAACAACGCAUGCAAAAGUAUGCAACUCGGUAAAGAGACACUAUAUUUAUGAACCUUGUCUAUGGGAUUGGACUCUUCUUCAAUGAUACAAGGCUUUGGUGGACAGCAGUAUAGCUUCUGGAUUAAUAAAUUAAGGCAAGGAGUCUUUAGUAUUUCGACAAGUGUGGAUAUAAUAUUUCUAACAUCGGAAGGAGUAUUGUGACAUUAUAAAUGCGUGAGCCAUGGCUGAAAAAUAUGAAGAGCUGAAGAAACAGAUGACGAACAAGUCAGUGAACCCUGCCAAGUAUCUUCCUCGAGUUAUUGAGGAAAUCAAGAAAGAUGACAGCAAGGAGUUCGCCGAGGCCUGCAGGUAUGAACUCAGGGACGACAUCAUAGACGGAGUCAAGGCAGCGAAAAACAAGCAUGAGAAACUUAUGAUUGAACUAUGCAUUGAAUGUAUGAAGAAGAAGACACAGCCAUACUACGAACUGGCCAAGAAAAUAUUUGAUGAGAAAGCAGUGGUUAGAUGGAAGGGUCAUGAGGGUGCCAUUGAGCAGAUGAUUCGAAUCUUGGAGGAACCCAUAGAAUGGGAGCCAACUGACCGAGAGGAGGAAGACAUCGAAGAAAAACACGUCUCUUGGGACAAUCAGGGACGCGCACUCAAGGAUGCAGUCGAGGAGAUGAUCAAAGCUUGCAGUCGUGACAAGAUGAUCAAGAAAGUUGCUCCAUCUUUCAGUCGCCUUCUUUCGUCAGCCAUCAAGAGCGGUUCAGACAUGCACAUUGUGGUGGCUAUCGCCAUAGUAGGAACAAGCGAGAUGGAAUGGGAGGGUUACGAAAAAUUGAUUCCUGACGUCCUCGAAGCCUAUGACAAGUGGCUACGAGGAGACAACAUCGACUUGGAAGAAAACCGUGACCACAGAGACUUAGCAGGGUCCGUUACAGGUUACGGUACUCUCCUUGAAAAUGCUGGUAAAUCUAGCGUGCCUCAUUUAAAAAGUCUCAUGGAAUAUUGCAUGGACCAGGAGCUUGAAGGCGAUGAGCAGCCCCUCUCAGUACAUGGGCGUAUUCUCCAGAACAUUAUAACUGGAUUCAUCAUGAGGAAUACUCAAAAGGUAAAGAUCUUCAAGGACCUUUUGCCUUACGUGGUGAAGCUGCUCUCGUGUGACGUCAAAGAUUUAGAGAGCAUGGCCGGGUAUGCCAUAGGGACUGUCUACCAGAAUGGUGAACUACUGGCUCCGUAUGGUGAUGACAUAGCAGAUGCCUAUCUCGACAACAAGUGCGAAGGAACAACCGUUGGUAUGGCUUUGAAAGGCAUAUUCCAGUACAAACCAGAAGUGGUCCUGUCAAGAGUAGACCGUAUCUUUGAGAAGAUGGACGAUAUGGGAAGCAGUGACAAGAUGUACCUCUACAUGCUGCUUGAUGACGUUGGCAAGAAAGAUGCAGAGGUUUUGGUACCGCAUAUUGACCUGAUGUUUGAGGACAUUUGUGACACCUCUCUGUCGACCAUGGCUUUCAUGACUCUGGCCAACAUCUCCAUUGAUCACGCAAAACACUUUGUCAAGCAUUUAGACAGGUGUGUUAAAGCCUGGGAACAGAUUCCUCACACUGUAGCCUCCGCCUGCAAGACUAUUGCCAGCAUUGGCCGACUUAACAAGAAAGAGGCAGAGAGGUGUUUGAAAAUCUUUUUCGGCAAGGUGAACAGCAUCGAUCCCAUGUGGAUAAGCGUCAUCUUAAUGGAGGUGAAGAGAAUCGGUCAGGCACACAAGGAAUGUCUAGAUGUAUAUCGACCGCAGAUUGAGAAACUGAAGACAUGUCAGCAGAUGGGCGUACCAGACAUGGUCCAGUCCAUGAUAGAUUUCCUGGAUGACAGAAGUCUUCAUGGCCUCAGUGAAGAAGUGGCAGAACAGCGAGAGGACAUCGACAACUUGGAUUCUCGCGUGACGAACACGGAAAACGACGUCACAAGAAUUGACGAGACCGUGGCCCAGCAGGGUGACGAGAUUCAGAACGUGAAGAAUGAGGUCAACGAGCAGGGUGAGAGACUUGAUGAGCUGAAGGAAGUCGUGGAUGAGACGGUGGAGAAAGUAGAGGAGAUCGACCACAAGACGAUCACCAACGCACCAAAAUGGUCACGUGACGUCUCAAAGCUGUUAAACCCCGAGCAUGAGCAUGACUGGAGAUUCUUGGCCGUUCGUCUCGGCUACUCUGGUGAAGACAUUCGCAACUGGGCCCUGUCACCUGAUCCCACCAUGGCUAUCCUGGCUGAAUGGUACACGACUCACAAGAGCAGUGACGCCACCUACGCCAUACUAAGUGCGCUUGAAGACAUGGGAAGAACUGAUGCGGCAGAAAUCAUCACGCAGUCUUUAGAACAAGCAGAACUGCUAGUGCCUCAGGCCCCUCCGGAUGAGUCAGAGAAGCCCCCGACGGUAUUCCUGAGCUACCAGUGGGACCACCAGCUCGAAGUGAAGGCCAUCAAGAAGCACCUAGAGAUGGCUGGGUUUCCUUGCUGGAUGGACAUUGGUCAGAUGGGUGGCGGAGAUCAGUUGUUUUCUAAGAUCAGCCAGGGCAUGAGGUCAUCCAAACUGGUACUCUGCAUGGUGACUGAGAAAUACUCAAACUCGGAGAAUUGUAACAAGGAGGUGAACCUCGCCAACCUGCUGAACAAACCAAUCAUCCCUAUCCUCAUAGACCAGACUCAGUGGCCUCCUCAAGGAGCUAUGAGUAUGCUGUUUGCGCAGCUUCUCUACAUCCAGUUCUACAACGACAAGGAAUACGUGAGAGGAGAGAAAUUCUGGGAGGACGCCAAGUUUUCGGAACUUUUGGGACAGAUUUCUUAUCAUGCGAAUCCUGAUGAAAGCAUGAUAUCCGAUGAAUAUCGUGAUUGGAUUCCUCAGGUGGAAGAUAAACCCGUCACUGUUAAGAAAGUAUCCGAGGAAGCAAAAAGCUCACCUGCGCAGCAGAACCAAACUAUGGAGUCAACCGAAGCUCCAUCUAUAUUCAUCUCUUACCAAUGGGACAAGCAAACUGAAAUUAAGAGACUGUUCUCGCGUCUCACUGGUUUGGGAUACCACUGCUGGCUGGAUAUCAAUCAAAUGGGAGGUGGGGAUCCACUCUACUCCAAGAUUGAUAAAGGAGUGAGAAACGCAAAGGUUGUCGUUUCCUGCGUCACUCCUAAGUACUCCCUCUCCGCCAACUGCAGGAGAGAGGUCAGUCUCUCUGACGCACUCCGUAAACCCAUCAUUCCCCUGUUGUUAGAAGAGAUGACAUGGCCACCGGAAGGACCAAUGAGCAUGACCUUCACCCAGCUUCUCUACAUCGACUUCACCAAAGAGACCACUCAGGCCAGCUUUGAAGAUGAAAAGUUUGAGGAACUCAUCGAGAAGAUCAAGGAACAUGCGGAACCGACGCUUCAGGUCGUGCCUGCAGGCGAACAGGAUCAAACGAAGGUGACAAGUCAAGAACAGUCGCCAACACCUACGCCAAAAGAUGAAGGAACCGCGGAGACAAGCGUGACAAAAGACAUACCACCUUCUGCUGAUGCCAGUGACAGUGACACCAAGCCGGUCGAGGAAGUUCUUGUAGCCGUAGAGAGAAGUGCCACUCCACAUGAACAAGCUCCUCUACAGCAGCAAAACAGUCCGGCUGAAGCACCACCUGCAGAACAACCACCACCAAAGCAGAGUGAUAAAUCACCAGUAAAAAAGCCUUCUUCGCCCUCUCUACCUGAAAAGAAGAACAAGAAAUCAUCUACCUGUUUGCUUCUUUAAUGAUGCAUUGGGUUAGCUCAUCAAAAUUUCUAUGUGCCAGUUUAAAAUUAAUGUGGUCUUUCGAUACUGGUAUUUAAUUAAAGCUGAUUUUAUUUAUUCUUCCGCCUUUCUCUGAAACAAACUACCCGUUAUGAUAUAUUUUCCUACUAACAAUAUACACAAUUAUUUAACUUCAUUUAUGCCAAGUGAAUGCACCCAUGGCACUGUUUAACAAAUGCACACUAAGUAUACUAAUAAAAUGAUGAAUGUUUAUUUUAAUAUUUGAUAUCUUAAAUUUAGACAUAAGACUUAUACAUAAACAUAUGAACUUUUUGAAAGCUAGAUUUUGAUGUUAGAUGUUAGAUGUUAUACAAAAGUACUUUAUCAUGCAGGAGCUCUGAAGUUCAAGUUCAUCACACUCCAGGAUUGGGUUUAGUGGUGUUAAUGACUUGAAGUUGUACUGUACCGCUAAAAAGACAGGAUGAGUAGGAAA
Molecule: messenger RNA, 4279 nt
Organism: Strongylocentrotus purpuratus (purple sea urchin)
Lineage: Eukaryota; Metazoa; Echinodermata; Echinoidea; Camarodonta; Strongylocentrotidae
Exons: 18
Coding region: 280-3807 (1175 amino acids)
Biological process (GO): signal transduction
Molecular function (GO): protein binding
Source: RefSeq, a predicted model, not a curated record